GUGGUUGGCAAGCCGCAGGUCAGACCCUCCGCCGUGAAUGGGAAAAGAGACCGGGAGCCGACAACUUCGAGGGCCUACGAGGCGCCGACCUGGAGGGGCUGGUCCCACCGCCGCUGCUGAAGGAGGCCCUCCCCCACCCGAGCCUGCAAGGGCACGUUGAGGAAGCUGGGGAGCAAAUCUGGAAGGACCACCCUCCGGCUCUUCAACCUCGCCACUCGGACCACUCGGAGCUCGCGAGGCUCAUCCUCUGGUGGGCCACUAGGUUUCCAGGGGUCCCGGUGCGCCUUGCGAAGAAAGAUACGGCGGAGGCUUUCAAGUGGAUCUGUUUGGGAGCUUCUGAUGUACGCUUCUUUGCGGCGGAUCUCCCCGGGGGAGAGUUUGGGGUGGACCGUGACAUCACGGCCAUCUAUCGAGUCCUCACUUUCGGUUGGAGAGGGGCGCCGGGACACUACAUGACUUUUGCAUGGGUCAUAAAGACAGCCUUCGAGUCGCUCGCUCCUCCCGAACCCCACGUCAACGAUGCCACCCCCUUCUUCACCAUGAUCCUCAUGGACGAUUCGGUUUUGGUGGAGCCGGAUGUGGGCCUGAGACCAGCCGUCGCGGCUGAAACCCUCGAGACUCUCACCAGAACCGCCUUGGGCGAGAAAGCCAUCAACGAGGAAAAGGACUGGGAAGAGGGACGCUUCGAGUCCUCGAAGAUCAUCUGGGGGCUGCUCUACGACUCUGACCUCCUCACGCGCAGCCUCCCGGAGCCUAAGCUUCUGAAAGCUGCCCACCUCCUUAACUUGCCCGAUUUCAGCUACGGGCACCGGGCCGUGGACCUCUCCCUUGUGCAGGAGUUGCGUGGAAACCAGCAAUUCUGGCUUUCGGCUAUGCCGGUCCUCUCGGGACUCCUGGGGGCCACCAACGCGCUCCUCGGACCUCCUGACGGAGUGGGCAAAGCUGUCCCUAGGGGGUUCACUCCGGUUGCUCGCGAAAGGGCCUGGGUCAGGUUUUGGGAAGCAGUCGAGGUGCAAAGGUACCUGAUCGGGGUCCGCGAAGAGUGGUCCACCACCUUCACGCACCCGAUGGUUUCGGCCAUGAGCCUGCAGGAGCUGCUUGCUAUGCCCAAGUUUCGGCGGUCGGUUGUGUGGGCCUCCGGAGACGCGACCCUUGACAGGGUCGCUGCGGUGGACUGGACCUCAGGCCACGCGUUUUCCCUGCCCGUUGAUGUCUUUCGCAGGCCCCUCUUGGAAUUCGUUCAGGGAGCCCUCAUCACCUCACCGGAAGCGCGGGAAGGGGCGGAAGAGCUCGCUUUCGAGCCCAGCCCCGACGAGGACCUUAUCGUCUCGGUCACUGAGCUUCUGGCGGUAGUCGCUCUAGCCGCUGCCAGGGGCCCUGAAUGGAAGGGCCGAUUGGUAGCUUAUGCAGGAGACAACCAGACUGUAGCCCUGGGCGCAGAAGUCUCAGUGCACGAGCCGGGGCCCUGCGCCGACGCGGGCCUUUUGCAGCAGGAGCUGGUCCGUGGCGCGCUUCGCGCCCGGACCAAAGCUCUUUGGGUGGACAGCCUGACGCAGGAGCCGCUGCAGCGGAUCGCCCAGACCAGCAGUGCGGCGUCGGUGGGUGCUUUGUGGGGCCGAGGGCAGCAGUGGCUUAAAACCUUCGAAGGAGGUUGGCACUACAAAGGGCUGAAGCUGGAAGACGGUAAGCGCCAGCUCCUCUGGGACCCCAAGAGACCGCUCCCAGCUUUGCACGCCAAGAGCUGGGUUGCGGAAGGCCUUGGCCUUGCGGGCCCUCUUCCGGGCUGCAGCUGGGACGAAACAGCUAAAGCGGGCCUGAAAGAGCCGGCCCUUGCACUGGCAGAAGCAGCCACGGUCUGGGUGGCGAGAGUUCUGACGGCCCCCGGCACGAGCUUGCAGCCCGUAGAGAGCGUCAGGGCAGGGGUUUGCGCGCUGACGUGGGACGCGCACACUCGCGAGCGCUUAUUUGGGUGGGUGGACAAGAGGAGGGCGGACCGCGCGGAAGGGGACCAGCCCCCGACUGGCCGUGGCACGCUCGGCCCGAGCGCCAAGCAAGCCGAACGAGAAGCCUCUGAGCUGAUGACCUCGUGGACCGACCGCACAGGGUACCGACCGGUGCCCGACCGGCUCGCAGGUGGGCCCCCCAAGGGAAAGGGCGGUAAGAAAGGGAGCGGUAAGAAAGGGAAGUCCAAGGACAGGAGGUUUGAGCCCCUGUCUCGCCUGGGAGUCGACGAGAGGCAGCUGAGAACCGCCGUCACCAACAACACAAAGGCCAGGAUUUCCUGGUACGACGCUGGUGGAGAAGGCGAUCACAUGAUCGCCGCCUGGUCGGGACACACCAUCCCGGACGUCACCGGCCCAGGGUGGCGGGUGCCGGAGGACCCGGAGUGCCACCAGAGGCGCUGGAGGAACGACUUGGAGGUCAAAGUCACCAUUGACCCACGGGCGGCCUCCAGGAACGGAUGCACCUUCAGACGCACCGGCAACGGCCUGUACCUCUCCCACGAAAUUGUGCCAGCAAGCUGCAUCCUGGACUAUGGGCCCUGGGACAACCUGGUGGGAGGUGUGGACCGAAGGACCGCCGCGGCCAGCACCGGCGACACAGCUGGUCUUUGGCCCCCUACCGAGCCAGCCUCCUUUCAGGACGAAGUCGCUGAGGUCGCCAAUAGGUUAGCGCAGGUUAGCCUCCACGACCAAGAGUACCUCGUGGUCGACGCGGAGACUCUGGACACCCAAGCCGCAGACCGGGCAAAAGUCACGAAGGAUCUCGAGGAAGGGAACUGCGAACUAGACGAAGAGGACCUUGCUGUGGUCCAGGCCGAACCUGGGGAGGAAGACCUGGACGAACCCAUGAAGGAAGCCCCAACGGAAGGCCCCGAGGCGCGCUCCGCGCCCGGAGCCCGAACCGAAGGCGAGAAGGAAGGGGUGCGCCGGGACCAGCCCACGGUAGUCUCCCUCCAAACUGGGGACAGUGACGUGGAGGAGGCAGCUCGCGACUGGGGGCCGACGCUCAACUUGCGAACGAGCCAGCUCGUCCUUUGCUCCGACCUACGACCUGCAAAGGACUUCUUCUUCAGACCAAGGCCCCCGAGCGAGACUCUGGGGAAAGAGACGUUGCCAAGAGCCGAGGAGGAGGCCGCCACAGGCAGAGAAGUCAACGCGAGCGGCACAGAGAAAGCCGAGACUCUCGAGCGACUCCGGCAGCUCGCCGAGGGUCGAAGGGCCAGCAGACAAGGGCUCGAGGAGGCCGCGCGACAGGAAAGGGCCCGAGUGGCCCAAGCGGCCGAAGAGGAGGAAAGGUGCACCGAGUCCUGCCUAACUCUUCACGCGGGGAUGCUGCUCCUUUGUCUUCUGGCCCUCCUGGCGGUGGGUGCUGUGGCACGGAAAGGAAGGAGCCCGGCGAGCAUCUCGCCCGAGACCGAGAGACUGAGGAGGGCAGGAGCCUCAGUGCGCUUCGAAGACUCUGGGCCUAUCGCUCGGCAACUCCACCCGGACAGCAAGGAACUCCGAGUGGCGCACUUGCAAGGAGGGGGAGAGUGCAAGGCGGAGACCCUCCACCUUCUCCUGGCCAGGCUAGCAGAGACUACUCAGAAGUCGUACCUCUCCCAGUGGCGGUGGUGGGAGCUCUUCUGCGCCCGGAGGGGUACCUCUCCCUGGAGGAGGGUCGCCACGUACUCUGCUUCAGAGGAAGACCUCUUUGUGCAGUAUGUGGUGCACUGUGGAGUGAACUCCGACAAGGCUCCCGGCACUGUGAAGGGCAGGCUGGCAGCGAUUCGGGCCUUCCACAUCACCAGUGGGCUCCCAGACCCCUUCGCACAACUCCCCAGAGUUGCGCUCGUGGUGGCAGGGCUGAAGAAAAGGUACGGCACGAAGGAGCGGCGCAGACCAGUAACACCGGAGAUGUUACGAUGGCUCUAUACGCACCUUCAUGGGGGGACGCUUGACCAAGCAGAGGCCGCUCUGCAAUGGGGGGCCCUCUGCCUGGCGUUCUUCUUCCUUCUCCGAGCCUCUGAAUACCUGGACACGGGAUACCACUCCCCACUGCGCGGGCUGAGGGGUAAGGACUUGAGGUUGACGCGGGGAGGAAAACCCUGCUCACUUCGAGACUUUGAAGAAGCGGAUGAACUUACGGUGUUCAUCCGAGGGUCAAAGACGGACGUCUACAACCGAGGAGAGUACCGCAACCACUACAAGACCGGUUUGCUACUCUGCCCGGUAAAAGCGGCCGCUCAGCUCUUCAGGGCUUUCCCCCUGUGUUUUGCGGGAGGACCUGAGGAAGAGGAGCUCCUCUUUCGGGACACGGAAGGCAAGCCGCUUCCACGGACCCUAGUUUCGACCCUGAUCCGCAAAGCAGCUGAGGCCCUGGGAGAGCCCGAAGGAGCCCUAGGGACCCACAGCCUACGCUUCGGAGGGGCUUCAGCCCUUUGGGCAGCUUUCGGCGACGCCGCCCUCGUCAAGCGGUGGGGGCGCUGGACGUCUGAAUCCUUUCAGACGUACAUCUGGGACGCCCGCGCUACGUCCAAGGACGUAGCCAAGAAGAUGGCCCUUACGGACCUCACUCCGCGCUGA
Symbiodinium necroappetens is the source of this 4568-nucleotide messenger RNA. The record is from the annotation of a GenBank genome assembly. Lineage: Eukaryota; Dinophyceae; Suessiales; Symbiodiniaceae.